UAAGUUGGAACACUUUGCUAAACAUAAACACCAAAAUAAAAAUGAGAAAAGGAACAUUUUUUGUGUUAAUCUUCCUCCCUCAACUGUUCUUACAACAAGUAGCUCUUGCAUCAUCUGAUGGAAGUGUAGCUCAUCCUUCUCUUCCUAAACAUGGCAACUGUGAUUCUGAACCUCAACAGGUACACAUCUCAUUGGCAGGAAAUGGGUACAUGAGAAUCUCAUGGAUAACAAUUUACAAAAUGGCAACAUCUGUUGUGGAAUUUGGUACAAAAUCUGGAAGCUACAAUGAAUAUAUACUUGGAGAUAAUUUUAGCUACCACUAUUAUUCAUAUGUCUCCGGUAAAAUUCACUACGUUACAAUUGGACCUUUGACGCCUAGCACUACCUAUUAUUACCGUUGUGGUGGAGUUGGAUCUGAAUAUUCCUUCCGUACUCCUCCUGCUGCCUUCCCUGCUGAAUUUGUCCUUGUUGGUGGACUUGGACAAACACAAUGGACCAAGGCAACACUUGCACGCAUUGACGAGAAAUGCUAUGACACAUUAGUAGUUGCCGGAGGCCUCUCCUACGCCGACGGUCACCAGUCACUUUGGGACUCCUUUGGGCGGUUGAUCGAGCCAUACGCUAGCAGAAGACCAUGGAUGGUCACAUCUAGUAAAUAUGAGAUUGAGGGUGUUUGCACUCUUGCCAAAGGACCUCAACCUUUCAAGGCCUUCAAUGCAAGGUGGCUCAUGCCUUACCAUGAGAGUGGCUCUGUCUCUAACCUCUACUACUCUUAUGAUAUUGCGGGAGCCCAUUUCAUCAUGCUAGGGUCCUUUGCCGACUUUGAUGCUAGCUCGGCUCAAUACGAAUGGCUUAAAGCCGACUUGUUAAGCCUCGAUAGAGUAAAGACUCCAUGGGUUAUUGUUGUGGUUAACACGCCUUGGUAUACUUCAAAUGUUGCCUACAAGGGAGAAGGCGAGUCUAUGAGGAAAGCCAUGGAGAACCUCCUCUACGUCUCUAGAGUUGAUGUGGUUUUUGCCUCUCGUGUCAAUGCAUAUGAACGUUUCGCUCGGGUUUAUGACAACAACCCAGAUCCUUGUGCUCCAGUCUACAUAACCCUUGGAGAUGCCGGCUUUAAAUCACCCUUCGAGUUUGAGCAAGCCGCGCCAUCAACUUCAUUGCACAGAGAGCUUACAUUCGGGCACGGUCGACUGAGAAUAUAUGACAGCAAGAAGGCUCAUUUUGCAUGGUAUAGGACUGAGGAUGAUUCAGAUUAUGGAAACCCUAGUGAUGAAGUUUGGCUUACAAGUUUAAUGUCAUCAGAAAAUUGUAUGAAGCUUUGUGCCUGCAGAAAGCCCUCAUGCAAAAAGUACAACGAUGAACUUUGAGUUAUGAAAUAUCAAGUGGAUUGGUUGAUUACAAUUAUAUGAGAUUGUAAUCUUUGAGAUGUUCUGUGAAUUUUUUACUUUUUGAUCGAUCUCACCCUUUGUAACUCUGUCAAAAAUCAAUCAUGCUUCUUUUCUAAUGGAUUUGGAGAUUUUAGGACUUGUGUCCCUCAAUCUGUUAUCAAAGACAUGGAGAUUGGGUUUGAUCAAUCUCACACUUUGCUUCGUUCA
Molecule: messenger RNA, 1595 nt
Organism: Beta vulgaris subsp. vulgaris (sugar beet)
Lineage: Eukaryota; Viridiplantae; Streptophyta; Magnoliopsida; Caryophyllales; Amaranthaceae
Product: purple acid phosphatase 22
Exons: 5
Coding region: 42-1367 (441 amino acids)
Molecular function (GO): metal ion binding; acid phosphatase activity
Source: RefSeq, a predicted model, not a curated record